Messenger RNA from Trichogramma pretiosum, 2299 nucleotides. RefSeq names its product E3 ubiquitin-protein ligase Hakai-like (gene Hakai). Lineage: Eukaryota; Metazoa; Arthropoda; Insecta; Hymenoptera; Trichogrammatidae. The coding region runs from base 590 to 1999 and encodes 469 amino acids. Gene Ontology annotation, biological process: regulation of cell adhesion; protein ubiquitination. Gene Ontology annotation, molecular function: ubiquitin protein ligase activity. The record is from RefSeq and is a predicted model, not a curated record. The transcript has 5 exons.
UGCACUGUACCGCUCCACACACACGCGCGCGCGGCCGUGUGUUCCGAUGUGUACAUAUUAUUAUUAGAAUAUGUGUUGCCCGAAAAAUGAUGUAGAUCGGAGUCGCGAGUCAAUCUUUUGAGAUUUUUCGAGUGCUAUAUCGUUCGCGCCGUGCGUGUCAGGCUGCGGUGCCGUGCGUAUUGCACUUCUGAUUUGUGUUUAUAAGUUCGAGACAGGACCGAAAGCGGUACUGCUCUGCACUGUGUGUUGGCUGUGUGUGUGUGUUGUCGUCGUGUAUGUCGCCGUGACAUAACCUUUUGCGCGAUUAACCAAAGACCGAGCGAAUUCGAUUGAAUUUUUUGAUAGACACGCACAAGUAACGCAAACUGUUAAUCGGCGUAGUGCGUACACAAGUGAGCUCCCAAUUUAAAGUAUUUGGGAGUGUUUUUUUAUAUGACAAAUCCAUUUCUGAUGGAAGUUCCUGUUAGUUCGUUUUGUUUUCUGUGAAAGAUCGAUUUUUCCUGUUAGGGAGAAAAAUUGCUACCAUUUUCUACUAUUCUUUUUUUAUUUGUACAGUAUUUAUUAGUUAAGUUUCAACUCAUACUCAAAAAUGGAAGUUGAAGAAAAUGGGAAAAAAAGUAAAAGCAAAUCGAGUAAAUCUCGCAGUAAAACUACGAGAGGACGAGGACGCACCAAAGGUCGUACUAAGAAAGCUGUAAAAGUAAUCGAGAGCGACGAUGACGAUGUUCCUCAAAACACAGAUGAAAAUGCCAUGGACACCACCAAUCCAUCCCCAGAGUCACAAGAAACACCUGCCUCAAAUCAAAAUCAACAAAGCCAACAGUCGCAUCCUCCUGCACAACAAACGGUGCAAUCUGUUGUACCAAAUCAAUCACCGAUCGAACAAACUCAGCAAUUUGAUUUGGAAGCAGAUAUAUCCCAGUUAGAAGCACCUACAUUUACUACUAUAAAUAGGGGACCACCAGAACCCAUGUUAAGAUUAAGAUGGGAUCAUCGUGUUAAUUUGAUUGGUGAAAAAGUGUUGAAUCCUAUGAUACAUUGCUGUGAUAAGUGUCUCAAGCCAAUUCUUAUUUAUGGACGAAUGAUACCUUGUAAACAUGUAUUUUGUUUACUUUGUGCGAAAAAAGAAGAAAAAGCAUGUCCAAGGUGUAAUGAAAAAGUUGCUAGGGUUGAACAGACAGGUCUUGGUACUGUAUUUAUGUGCACCCAUGGGGGAUCAAGAUAUGGUAACAAUGGUUGUCGUAGGACAUACCUUAGUCAAAGGGAUUUACAGGCUCACAUCAAUCAUCGGCAUGUAUCAGCUCCACCACCUCAACAAGUUCAAGCGAUGCCAUUGGACAAUUCAACAUCUUAUAUUCAACACAAAGGGUCUGAUCUUAUGGAUCCAAUGAUGAAAAUGAAUAUGCAAAAUAAUCGUAUGAAGACAAUGAGUGGACCUCCUUCACAUAAUUUGAUGGGUAAUGAUCCUCGAGUCAAUGCUGGAGACCACAGACAAGGAAGACAUUAUUCUCAAACUACUUCUACAACUUCUAAUGCCAUGAGAUCAAAUUUAAUAACAGUGCCAAUUCAGGAUACAAGUUCUAUGGAAAUGCAAAAUCAAACACAACAGCAAUCUCAGAGUCAUCAUUAUUAUCACUCCGACAAUCACCCUAAUGCAGGCAUGACAGCAAGGCAUGUUGUUAUGACUAAUCAGGCACCAACACCACCUCAAGCUCCAUAUACUUAUGUAUCACAAUCUACGGUAGUUGCGUCACAAUCGCAGCAAACACUGCCACCACAACAAUAUUAUGGGCAACCUCACCCUGCCCAACUGGCUUAUGUUGCAGCAGGACAACAGGCUUAUGCACAACAACAGCAACAACAACAGCAACAGCAGCAACAGCAACAACAACAGCAGCAACAACAACAGCAGCAAAGAACUGGAUAUGUUCAGGAGCAAGCCUAUGGCGUACAACAGCAGCAAUGGCCUCAACAGCAACAGCAACAAUUUUAUAGAUAAGACGAGGAGAAAAGGACAGAUCUUGUCCUUCUUAGAUAAGAGAUGUAAAGUGAAAUUGUAUUAUAUAUAAAUAAUAUGGAAAGGUAUAAUGAACUUGGAAAAAAUUGUUUCCUAAACAGAUAAUAGAGGCCUAUAAAUAAUAUUUUAACAAGUACAUUCUAUAUUAGAGGAAUUAUCAAUACUUUCAAUUCAUUUACACAUUCAAAUUAGUCAAAUAUGAGUUUUUAUCUGUAAAAUGUAAAGUAGCAUAAGUUUUCUUUAAAAAUUGACCAUAAAUUCAUUUGUAAAUAAAUAAUUGUU